AUGGCUAAUGAAUUGCGUGACUUGGUGAAACAAGAACGAAACAUCUUGAAGACGUUUGAUUCAGUGAAAUUGUUUGUUGAAGGAUUCGAUGUUGAAGUGCAUAGUGUGCAAGUGGAUAUUCGGUUGGAGCGACUGGAAAUUGCCUUCAAGGAAUUCCACAACGUCCGUAGGAAGAUCGAACUACUGACGGAUGAUGUUGACGACGAUGAAGAAGAUGUUGCAAUGGAUCCCAAGAAAGAUGCAGAAAAUGCGAGGAUUAUCAUGGAUGCUGAAGACAAGUACUGUACCCUCAAGGCCAUUCUGAUGAGUCUUCGACCGAAGCUGGUAGAUCCUACGGCUAACACUCAACCAGUCGCGCACGGUGCCGGUGCAGGAUUAUCACGUGUUAAGCUUCCCGAGAUUCGCUUGCCAACCUUUAGUGGACCGCUCAAGGAAUGGGUAACGUUCCGAGAUACAUUCCGUAGCUUGAUCCAUAAUAAUCCACAGCUAACGGAUAUGGACAAGUUUACGUACCUUCGAUCGUCGUUGAAUGGAGAAGCGUUACAGGAAAUCAACUCGGUGGAAAUGUCUGACGUAAAUUACGCAAUUGCCUGGGAAACGCUGGAGAAACGGUACGAAAACAAAAAGCUGAUCGUCAAGGCCCAUCUCGAUGCACUUUUUGCUGUGGAGCCAACCAGGAGGGAGAGUUACGAGUCGCUUAAUCGUCUUAUCAGCGAAUUCGACAAAAACCUGCUGAUGUUGGAGAAGGUAGGAGAAAAGACCAAUGACUGGAGCACCAUUCUGGUUCACAUGGUGUGUUCUCGUUUGGACUCAGCAACGCUUCGGAACUGGGAAGCACAUCAUAAUUCGAAGGAGGUGCCGAAGUAUGAAAACCUCAUCCACUUCCUACGAGAUCAUUGCUCCAUGUUGCAGUCAGUCGCUCCUGCCAAAUCUACGCCGAUACCAGAGAAACGAUCGAAGCCGUCCGUCAGCAACUCAGCAGUCAAGUCAUCGAACAAGUGUCCGUUUUGUGGGGACGGAUUUCAUUCCGCUUUUCGCUGCGUGAAAUUUUUGAAGCUGAAGGUACAUGAACGCAGUGAUGCUGUGAAAAGAGGCAGACUCUGCUUGAACUGUCUAUCGCCAGGACAUCAGGCACGAUUUUGCAGCAAGGGCGUGUGCCACCACUGUAAUCAGAAGCAUCACUCCCUGUUGCACCCAGAAUCACAGCAGUCAAGCGCUAUUAGAAAUACAUCCUCCGUCCCACAAGAGCAAAGUAGACCUCCAGCUGGUAAUCAGCAACAACCACAGACACAAAUACCAAACCAGAACCAACAAACACACGCUCACAGCGCUCACCAGUCUACAAGUUCUCUUCCCGUAUUACACUCGCAUAACACUGUACCACUGUCCACCACAAACCAACCAUGCACAACCCAGAACACUAUCGCGCUUCCAACCAAUACACUAUCCACACAAGAUAUUCUACUGUCCACCGCCAUUGUGUGUGUUAAGGAUAGUUACGGUAACUCACGACUAGCUCGAGCGUUACUAGAUUCGUGCUCCCAAUUCUGCUUCAUGACGACAAACUUCUCCAGUAAACUGAAGCUUCGAGCUUCACCUGAACACCUAUCAGUCCAAGGAAUCGGUGGUUCAGUCGUCGUAGCGCGGAAGGUAGUUAAGGCAGCUGUUCUACCUCGCUCUCAGGAAAUAUCAUCGUACCGUGAGGAGAUGAAUUUCUACGUUUUGCCGGAGUUAACGGCAACCUUGCCUGCACGAAGAAUCAACGUGAACCACUGGACGCUCCCGACUAACAUCAGCUUCGCGGAUCCCCAGUUCCACGAACCUGGUUGCAUCGAUCUGAUAAUCGGAGCAGAACACUACUUCAAUCUGCUCUCUGACGGUCGUGAGAAGGUUGGAGAUGAAGGCCCUACACUGCAAAAUACAGUCUUUGGAUGGGUGGUUUCCGGUCGAGCAGCCGAUCAACCAGGCACGAUGCAUCGCACAUUGUCGUAUUCGUGCACACUUGCAAACCUGCAAGAACAGUUGACGAAGUUCUGGGAGAUAGAAACCUGUCGUUCCAGUAGUAGUCAAUCGGUAGAGGAGACGGCGUGUGAAGUAUUCUUCGAUCAAACAACCACUCGUGAUGAUGCAGGCAGAUUUAUCGUCGCACUUCCUAAGCGUGAAUUCAUCAUCAAUCAGCUCGGCGAGUCCAGAAACAUAGCGACAAGGAGAUUUUUGGGCUUGGAGAGGCGGUUCCAGUUGAAGGCAGCGUACGCAGAUUUCAUCCACGAGUACGAGCGACUUGGUCACAUGGUGCAAGUUCCGGACGUCGAAGAUCAGUUUCCCGUGUACUAUCUUCCCCACCAUGCAGUUUUCAAACUGGAUAGUACAACAACGAAGCUACGUGUCGUUUUCGACGCGUCCUGUAAGUCCAGCAGCGGUGUAUCGCUCAACGAUGCGCUAAUGGUUGGACCUGUAGUUCAGGAGGAUUUGAUCGCCAUCACACUCCGAUUCCGUUUGUUCCGCAUUGCCAUUGUAGCGGAUGUGGAAAAAAUGUAUCGGAUGAUACACAUCUAUCUACUCGACCGAUGCCUACAGCGGAUCGUCUACCGAGAUUCCCCUGACGAACCGAUCCGAACGUACGAGUUAGCAACUGUCACUUACGGGACUGCAUCUGCACCAUACUUGGCGACAAAGUGCUUACAGCGACUGGCAGAAGAAGGAGCUCUCGCUUAUCCUCGCGCAGCUAAGGUGUUGAAGGAAGAUUUUUACGUCGAUGACAUGCUGACUGGAGCGGACAACGUCGACGAAGCGAAGCAGCUGGCAAAGGAAAUGAUCACGCUAACUUCAUCAGGUGGAUUCAACCUGCGAAAGUGGAACUCCAACUGCAAGGAAUUUGGGAAAACGAAGCAGUGCUCACAAAACGCGUCGUUCUCGCAGAAGCAGCUCGCCUGUUUGACCCGUUAG
Messenger RNA from Ochlerotatus camptorhynchus, 2946 nucleotides. RefSeq lists its product as uncharacterized. Gene Ontology annotation, molecular function: nucleic acid binding; zinc ion binding. The record is from RefSeq and is a predicted model, not a curated record. NCBI's taxonomy places the organism in Eukaryota, Metazoa, Arthropoda, Insecta, Diptera, Culicidae. The coding region runs from base 1 to 2946 and encodes 981 amino acids. The transcript has 2 exons.